This is a messenger RNA of Chroicocephalus ridibundus (black-headed gull), 1519 nucleotides long. It is a transcript of the gene CHCHD4, whose product is annotated as coiled-coil-helix-coiled-coil-helix domain containing 4. Gene Ontology annotation, cellular component: mitochondrial intermembrane space. Gene Ontology annotation, biological process: protein import into mitochondrial intermembrane space. Gene Ontology annotation, molecular function: protein-disulfide reductase activity. The transcript has 3 exons. NCBI's taxonomy places the organism in Eukaryota, Metazoa, Chordata, Aves, Charadriiformes, Laridae. The record is from RefSeq and is a predicted model, not a curated record. Bases 207 to 623 code for a protein of 138 amino acids.
GGGCCGGCUGCUCCCUCCCGCGGGCCGCCUCCGGCAGGAGGUGCGUCAGCCGCCGCCGGCGGGCAGGGAAGGCGCUUCCGGAGGCGGGAGGUCAGAGCGUGGAGCAGCGCGCCGCUGUCCCGCUGCUGUGGAGGGGGCAGAGGAGGAGCGGAGGGGGCAGCGGCGGCGGGGUCGGUCUGUGGGGAAAGGCACCGGACGGCUCCGUCAUGUCCUACUGCAGGCAAGAAGGAAAAGACAGAAUUAUAUUUGCGACCAAGGAGGACCAUGAGACACCAAGCAGUGCUGAGCUGGUUGCAGAUGACCCAGAUGACCCUUAUGAAGAACAAGGAUUGAUAUUGCCCAAUGGAGAUAUCAAUUGGAAUUGCCCAUGUCUGGGUGGAAUGGCUAGUGGUCCCUGUGGGGAACAGUUCAAGUCAGCCUUUUCUUGUUUCCACUAUAGCACAGAAGAAAUAAAAGGAUCAGACUGUGUGGACCAAUUCCGUGCCAUGCAGGAAUGCAUGCAAAAAUACCCAGAUCUUUACCCUCAAGAGGAUGAAAAUGAAGAAAAAGAAAAGUCAAGCAAAGAUUUGGAAGCUACUCCUAUGGAGGCUUCUGCUGCCAAAGAGGAGAAGGGCUCUAGCUAAUGAAGAGGCAAGGAGGCUGUUGUCUCCAUUUCUCAUUUUCAGAGACAUGGACUUUUGCAGUAUGUCUGUCUUUUGAGUUGUCAAGAAAUGUUCGAGUUGUCAAGAAAUGUUUCACCAUUGUUCUAUACACUGUAUCAUAAUGAAUAAUUUAUUGCCGAAGGAGAAAUCUCAGUGCUACAGCCUUGCAAAUAAAUACUGCAAAAAGAACGAGUAUGUGUAUGCAUUGUGUAACCUGCUAUCAGACACAGUUAACACUUUAACAGCUAUUUUUUACCCUCAAGUUCUCCUUCAGUUUUGACUUGAAUAAUGUCUUUAAAUAUAUAUAGCUUUCAACUAAAAUUCCACUAGUACACCAGGUCUGUCUUCAUUUCAGUAUAUUCUGAUCAACAGCUGCUCUUUUUUAAUGUAUUCUGUUCUUCUAAUAGAAAUUGCAUUAAAUGAUUGUUUUUCCUUAAAGAUUUUUUUUGACAGAGUGAUACAGGACACUGAUAAUGGCCUAAAUGUAGAAUUUGUAAAAUAAUUUCAAAUGGUCUUACUAGAUUACAGUUGCAUUUUACUACCAACAUCAGGUAAGGACUGCCAGAAAAACAUUGACCUGUGUUUCUCCUUUGAUUUCAUUUAUUUACUGUGAUGGCUUUUGGAUUUUUAAAAAUGGUGUGUUGUACAACCAUUGAUAAAGAUGAAUGGAGUGAAUGUUGAUCACUGGCUUUAUUUUUCCUCUGAAACCACAGGUUUUGGGUUCCUUUAGUUAGUACCUGCUCCUUCAGUGUUUAGACAGGCUCUUGUAAAAUACUUUGAGAAUACAAUGGAAAUGUUACCUGGUGUAAUGAUCUCAAAACAGAUACUGUGAUGGAAUUGCAUAUUAAAAAGCAAAUACUUUUUACCUUCACUGAAAA